Drosophila serrata is the source of this 1173-nucleotide messenger RNA. RefSeq names its product Gustatory receptor 58a (gene Gr58a). The record is from RefSeq and is a predicted model, not a curated record. Gene Ontology annotation, cellular component: membrane; axon; neuronal cell body. NCBI's taxonomy places the organism in Eukaryota, Metazoa, Arthropoda, Insecta, Diptera, Drosophilidae. Gene Ontology annotation, biological process: sensory perception of taste. Gene Ontology annotation, molecular function: sweet taste receptor activity.
AUGUUGUUGAAACUCUUCUACUUCUACGGAGCAGGCUGUGGCCUGAUGCCUGCCCUGCUGAGGAAGAGGAAGUUCCUGCGGGGCUCCUGGCAAAGAGGCUACCUCAUCUACACGGCCUGCCUGCAUGGGGUGCUCCUGGUCCUUCUGCCCUUCACAUUUCCCCAGUACAUGUACGACGAGAGCUACAUGAGCGGGAACCUGGUGCUCCAGUGGGUAUUUAACUUAACCAACAUAACUCGCAUAUUUGCAAUGAUUUCCGGUGGUUUCAUGAUGUGGUCAAAGAGGGAGAAGCUUCAAGAAAUGGCUGUGAGGACAUUUAAUCAUUGCCAGAAGUGCAAAAAGCUAGGCAAUGAUUCUAGCCUCAGGAAGAGCAUUCGCGGUCUGCUGGGCCAGUACUUCUUCGUCCUCAACUUGAGUAUCCUGGUGGCCUUUUUGCUGCUCUCUCGAAUCGACACGGAUCAGUGCUUCAGAAAUGCCACCAUGAUUGUUGUGCACAUCCUGCAAUUCACCUAUGUGGUCAUCAUGACGGCGGCUCUCUAUGUUAUUCUGGUGUUCCUCCACUGGCAGAACGAGCGAGUGAAUAUGGCCCUCAAGGAAUUGUCCUUCUCCCUGCACCACGAAGAGCGUAACUCCCUGGUCCUAUCCGCAGGAAAAGCCAGAAGAUCCCUGAACAAUCUACGUAACCUCUUCCAGCUAUAUUCCGAAAAUCAGAGACUGAGCCGUGAAGUUUUUGGCAUUUUUGACCUGCCCAUAGCCCUGUUGUUGCUGAAAUUGUUUGUGACAAACGUGAAUUUAGUAUAUCAUGGCGUUCAGUUCGGCAAUGAUUCUAUAGAAACCUCGAUGUACACUAAGUUCGUGGGACAAUUGGUGGUAAUUACACAUUACUGGAGUGCAGUCUUGCUCAUGAAUGUUGUGGACGACAUAACCCGAAGGAGUGGCCCUAAAAUGGGGGAUAUUUUGCGAGAAUUCAAUGACCUGGAACUGGUAAAGAGGGAGUUUCAUUUACAGCUGGAACUCUUCUCGGAUCAUGUGCGGUGUCAUCCUGCAACUUACAAAGUCUGCGGCCUCUUUGUUUUCAAUAAACAAACAAGUUUGGUUUACUUUUUCUAUGUUUUAGUGCAGGUUCUGGUGCUUGUUCAGUUUGAUUUGAAGAAUAAAGUCGAUAGACAGUAA